UGGAACCAGUUAUGAGUGAUAACCAUUGCAUUAUUUUCUCUUCCUUCUCUGAAAAUUCCCAAAUCUCAUUCUGUCAAUCAUUCUCUUACAUGGGUCUUCGCUGAAAUCCAAGUUCAUAUUUUUGCAGCUUUAGUACCCACCAAAUUUUCCAUCUUUUUCCAAAUUCCAAUUUUCUUUGUUAGUGAGUGGUUCACUGUGUUUUUUGCUUUUUGGGUUCCCCAUUUGUUCCUGCUACAUAAAUUGUUUUUUGGGUUUGAUCCCACUUUUUUUUUUGGCUAAUUACUCAAAAAAUAUCCUACUUUCUAUUUUGGAGCUGGUCUAUCUAUCCCUUCCUUGAAAUUUGUCUCCUUUGUGGUAAAUUUCGUUGCUUUCUGCAUCUCCACGCACUCACUCAAUGUGUUUCACAUUGGGUUUUGAACAUUGUCUUUUGGAUUUCAACUUCAACUUUCUUUUUGGAUAGUGGAUGCUUUUUUUCUAUUUGAUUGUUUUGGAGUUUGAGCUGGUUUUCCCACUUCAAUUGUUGGUGCUGUUUCCAGUGGUUUCACUAACAAUGUUUUCCUCACCAUAUUCCUCAGAUCAGAUGCAAUUUUUGUUUGCUUGUGUUUCCAGAUGAAAGUUGAUGGUGACAUUCCACCAGUUCUUUAGAUUUAGAAUUUCAGUGAAGGAUUUCCAUAAAGGGAAAGCCAAUUUGAUCUAGAUUUGGAACAAUGGGAGCCUCAAGCUCCAAAAUGGAGGAUGAUAAGGCACUGCAGCUAUGUCGUGAAAGGAAGAAGUUUGUGAGGCAAGCACUUGAUGGGCGUUGCUCAUUAGCAGCUGCUCAUGUUUCAUACAUUCAAUCACUGAAAAAUACAGGAACAGCUCUGAGAAAAUUUACAGAACCUGAAGGACCAAUUGAGCCUUCUCUGUACACUACUGCAACACCAGAACAACCACUUGCUUUAACUGAAAGGACCCUCUCAUUCUCUUCAGCAUCUGUGUCACAUCACAUAGAUGCAGCUGAACACGAAAAUUUCUCUCCAACUCCCUCCCUUCCUAGUUCUUCUAGCAAGUUCAGAGCAAAUCAUAUGAAACAUAGCACUAUUUCUUCCAAGAAAGUUGAGGAAAAACCACCUGUACCUGUUAUAGGAAUAGUAACAUCAUCAGGUACUACUACACAGAAUACCAGUGUAAUGUCUGGAACAGCAGCAUUUGAAGAUUCUUCUCUUCCAGCUGGAACUCCACAGUGGGAUUUCUUUGGUCUCUUUCACCCCAUUGACCAUCAAUUUUCUUUUCAAGAUGGGAAGGGUAUGCAUCAAGAUAUAGGGAAUGCUGAUGACAUACAAAGACUAAGGGAGGAGGAGGGAAUUCCUGAGUUGGAAGACGACGAAGAGAAGGCUUCAUCUCAUGGAAGGGAACACUCUAGGGACUCUGAAGACGAAUUUGAUGAAGAGCCUGCCGCAGAAACUCUAGUCCAAAGAUUUGAAAAUCUAAAUAGAUCUAACAGUCAUGUUCAAGCCAAUUUUGAACCUGCCACAACUAAGCCUCUCAGAGGGCAUUCAGCUUCUGAAGUUGAAUUAGUGAAUGGAGAAAAGGGGAACUCUGCUUAUUUAUCUCCAUUAAAGACAGCACCUAUGCCAGCUUUGCCUCCACCUGAAACAAAUAAACCAAUGGAGAAGGAAAGUCGUAAUGAAAAUAAAGUCACCCCUAAGAAUUUCUUUUCAAGCGUGAGAGAUAUUGAAUUGCUCUUUAUUAAAGCUUCAGAAUCUGGCCAAGAGGUUCCAAAGAUGCUUGAAGCAAACAAAGUUCACUUUCGUCCAAUAUUCCAAGGAAAAGAAAAUGGUUCUCUGGUGUCCUCGUUUUUGAAGGUAUGUUUCUCAUGUGGGGAGGACCCAAGCCAAGUUCCAGAAGAACCUGCUCAAAACUCGGUUAAGUACUUAACUUGGCAUAGGACGGUGUCAUCUCGAUCCUCCUCAUCCAGAAACCCUUUAGGAGCAAACUCAAUUGACAAUGCUGAGGACCAUGCAAAUAAUCUCUUUGAUAAUUCUUGUAUGAUCUCCGGAAGUCAUGCAUCAACCUUGGAUAGGCUAUAUGCUUGGGAAAGGAAACUCUAUGAUGAAGUGAAGGCUAGUGAGAUAGUCAGAAAGGAAUAUGACAUGAAGUGUAAAUUCUUAAGGCAACUGGAAUCAAAAGGAGAAAAGACCUCUACAGUUGAUAAAACUCGUGCUAAAGUCAAGGAUCUGCACUCAAGAAUCAUAGUUUCAAUUCAUAGGAUAAACUCUAUAUCAAAGAGGGUUGCGGAGUUACGAGACAAAGAGCUUCAGCCACAACUUGAGGAGUUGAUUGAAGGGUUGAAUCGGAUGUGGGAAGUGAUGCAUGAAUGCCACAAACUUCAGUUUCAGAUAAUGUCGGCAGCAUAUAACAACAGCCAUGCUAGAAUCACCAUGCAUUCAGAAUUACGUAGACAGAUUACUUCCUAUCUUGAAAAUGAACUCCAAUUUCUAUCAUCAAGCUUUACCAAGUGGAUUGGAGCUCAGAAAUUCUAUCUGGAGGCUAUAAAUGGGUGGCUUCUCAAAUGUGUUCGUCAUGAAGAAAAAUCAUCCAAGAGAAAAAGGAGGUCUCAAUUUGACCUUAGCUAUUAUGAUCCUCCAAUAUAUGUCACAUGUGCGGUCUGGUUGGAUAAACUUAGUGCCUUACCUGUAAAGGAUGUAGCUGAUUCGAUUAAGAGUUUGGCGACGGAUACUGCCCAGUUCUUACCACACCAGGACAAGAACCAAGGAAAAGGUGCUCAUCCUCAUAUGUCAACAUGGAAGGCUGAUAUUGGUGGCGAAUCAGCAGAUGGUUUAUUGAGAGAUGACAUAUCAGAGGAUUGGGUUGCAGGUCUUGAUCAAUUUCGGCGAAGCUUGAUUCGAUUUCUUAGUCAAUUAAAUAAUUUGUCUGGUUGUUCUGUCAAAAUGUACACAGAACUUCGACAAGCCAUUCGGGAAGUCAAAAAUUACCAGCGUUUGAAUUCUCAGUCUCAAAAUGGUCAUUUGAAUUCUCAGUCUCAAGAUGGUCAUCCGAAUUCCGAAUCUCAAAGUUGAUCCAUCAGAGUUACAAUCUCAAGUGGUUUAGGCUGAAAACAAACAUCCACACGAUAAGAGAAUUGCGAUGAAACAUUGUGGAAUUGCAGAAUUAUAGCAUUGUGUUGAGCAUACAAGUCCACUGGAUGUAGCAUUUGUACAUGGUAGGAUGUAAUAAAGUCAUUACAGAUUGCCACACUUAUUUGUUCAUUUAGUUCUAAGAAUAGAAGGGAGCUGAUAGAUUGCACUAGAGAGACUAUGAGUGCAUGGUUAAGGACUCAGUAAAAGCUGUAAGUACUAGGUUCUGAUGGUGAAGAAAUUUGGGUGCAAUUUUUUUGCUAAUAAAGGGUUUGUACCAGGACUUAUACUCCCCUCCUUGAUUUUCUUUGCUUGUGCCAUUUUUUCAUUUACGUUAUGUGUAUAUAAUUAUUGAUUAAUAAUAUUGUUUGAAUUUUAUAAA
Messenger RNA from Glycine soja, 3498 nucleotides. Its product is annotated as nitrate regulatory gene2 protein-like. Bases 708 to 3059 code for a protein of 783 amino acids. The transcript is spliced from 6 exons. Lineage: Eukaryota; Viridiplantae; Streptophyta; Magnoliopsida; Fabales; Fabaceae. The record is from RefSeq and is a predicted model, not a curated record.